AUGUCUGGAAUUCUUCCAUUCCUGGACUCUUCUCCUGUUGCCAUCGUCGCGUUGGCAUGCCAUGCCGGGUUCCACUUUUCCGUGCAAACACGAGUUGAAAGGAUCGGGGAUGUGUCUGAUCGUUUGCGGGCAAAUUGGCGCAUCCUGGGCAUGCUCGGCCAUCGUCAUGGCCAGGAUGAGAGGCCCACAAUCUUCCAGAUGUCUUCUAGUAGUGGGGCGGGUGCCCUGCGAGGCAGACCGGGGCUUGGAGCCUUGGAGGGUCUUGGACAAGAGGCUAUGGGCCUUGUCCGAUUCAUCGAACCCAUCGAUUAUUAUUCUUCCACGGAAAUGUCAUGUUGGCACUAUGAUAGUUGA
This is a messenger RNA of Penicillium cataractarum, 354 nucleotides long. RefSeq lists its product as uncharacterized. The transcript has a single exon. Lineage: Eukaryota; Fungi; Ascomycota; Eurotiomycetes; Eurotiales; Aspergillaceae. The record is from RefSeq and is a predicted model, not a curated record. The coding region runs from base 1 to 354 and encodes 117 amino acids.